AUGUCUUUUGACAUAAAAGACAGAAAAACGCACCAAUUCAUCCUGGCUCAGCUUUUGGUUAUAUUAUCAUUUUCGUCCUACACAGCAACUCUUUUGUAUUUGCCCAAUGUGAAAGAAAGGCUAGUACCAUCUCGACCAAGCAUCGCAAUCACGACACCGUCGACUUUGAUCACACAGGGCAACAACACGUCCUCAUUUCCCACGGUUCUCACAACGAAUGAAACACAAAAGCAUGGGAAUUACGCUGCUUUGCUAUGUGGCGAUGUCUGGCUCGCCUUGAGUCUAAUGGCUGGAACUGACGCCUUUUGGGUCGUGGCAACCUUUAACCACACUCUCAUGAAGAACUGGCACUACUUUGUCAGCCUACGUAUGAUGGCAUUGGCGUCCAUUAUAUCAUUCUGUCUGUACAUACCGUCAAAUUGGGGCACUAAGACCACUCGACUUCAGGACUACUCACUAGCUCUAUGUCUAUCCGGUAUCGCAUACUUUCUCGUCAACUAUGCGCUGUCACGAGCACAUCGACGUCCACCAAGCACUCUCAUCAACGCCCAUUUCGGAACACUCCAACAGUACAGCGACAAGAUGAGUCGCUUCUCUUUCGGUUGGAGUCGGGCGCUACAGGUUUCCGCGAUUAUCUGUUCCUUUCCAGUAGUGCUGACUACUAUUAUGCCUUCGGGAUGGGUCACUGUCAUCCCACUGCUGACUAUUCCAUUCGAGUCAAUUCUACUCUCCUCAAAAAAGCUGGGAAGAAGUCCAGAGUUCAUACUCAGCGGUGGAGUCUUCAUCCACGCAGUGUGCUUCACACAUUGGGGUCUUUCACAAGUUGCUUCAAGUCCACGACUGGUUCUAUCCCCAUCAGCGUUUCUCGCCCUUGUAGUUGCAGGGCGGGUAAUCCUUGACUUGCAUCUGCAAUCUUCAUCGCUCAGAUACCCGGAGUUCCUUUGGUCAGAGAAUGUCAACUCCAGAAUAAAGCAACAGUCAGGAUCUGGAUUUUUGAGCUAG
Molecule: messenger RNA, 1002 nt
Organism: Fusarium pseudograminearum CS3096
Lineage: Eukaryota; Fungi; Ascomycota; Sordariomycetes; Hypocreales; Nectriaceae
Exons: 3
Coding region: 1-1002 (333 amino acids)
Source: RefSeq, a predicted model, not a curated record